Messenger RNA from Misgurnus anguillicaudatus (oriental weatherfish), 2292 nucleotides. RefSeq names its product far upstream element (FUSE) binding protein 1 (gene fubp1). The record is from RefSeq and is a predicted model, not a curated record. NCBI's taxonomy places the organism in Eukaryota, Metazoa, Chordata, Actinopteri, Cypriniformes, Cobitidae. Gene Ontology annotation, molecular function: RNA binding. Gene Ontology annotation, biological process: regulation of DNA-templated transcription.
UCGGGCGGAAGAGGGAUCGGCACGAGACUGCAGUCAGUUCUCUUCAUCACUCUUGCGCGUAACGGCCAUCUUCCUUGUCCGCGACGACUGUUUUACAGAUAUGGCCGACUACUCCAGCGUGGCUCCGCCGUCAAACGCCGGUGGAGGGGUGAACGAUGCAUUCAAAGACGCCCUUCAGAGGGCUAGACAAAUAGCGGCAAAAAUAGGAGGUGACGGGGUUCCCCCAUCUUCAGGUACAAAUGAAUUUGGGUACGGAGGACAGAAGCGACCCCUUGAAGAUGCAGAUCAACCAGAAACGAAAAAAGUGCCACCAAGUGACCCUUUUUCUGCUGUCAUGGGAGGAAUGGGUGGACCACCAAGGUCCGUAUCUGAAGAUUUCAAGGUUCCAGAUGGCAUGGUUGGCUUCAUCAUUGGGAGGGGAGGAGAACAGAUAUCAAGAAUGCAGCAGGAUUCAGGCUGUAAAAUACAGAUUGCUCCAGACAGUGGUGGCAUGCCUGAUAGGUCAGUGACAUUAACAGGCUCACCUGAGGCCAUCCAAGCUGCAAAAAGGUUACUGCCUGAGAUUGUAGAUAAAGGCAGACCAUCUCCAGCAUUCCACCACAAUGAUGGACCAGGAAUGUCAGUUCAGGAGAUUAUGAUCCCUGCCUCCAAAGCAGGCCUGGUCAUCGGGAAGGGUGGAGAAACAAUCAAGCAGUUGCAGGAACGUGCUGGAGUAAAAAUGGUCAUGAUUCAAGAUGGACCCCAAAAUACAGGUGCAGAUAAACCACUCCGGAUCUCUGGAGAUCCUUUUAAAGUUCAGCAAGCUAAAGAUAUGGUGAUGGAUCUGAUCAGAGAUCAGGGUUUCCGUGAACAGAGGGGAGAGUAUGGUUCUAGAAUAAGUGGAGGAGAGAGUCUGGAUGUCCCUGUCCCAAGGUUUGCCGUUGGAAUUGUGAUUGGCAGGAGUGGUGAAAUGAUCAAAAAGAUACAGAAUGACACUGGUGUGAGGAUUCAGUUUAAACCAGAUGAUGGCACCACACCAGAGAGAAUCGCUCAGAUCAUGGGGCCUCCAGACCGGGCCCAGCACGCAGCAGACAUCAUAACUGACCUGUUAAGGAGUGUACAGCAAGGAGGGCCUCCUGGACCUGGAGGUAGAGGAAGAGGGCGUGGACAGGGAAACUGGAACAUGGGUCCCCCUGGAGGCCUGCAGGAAUUCAAUUUCACCGUCCCUACCAUGAAGACCGGCCUCAUUAUUGGCAAAGGGGGUGAAACCAUUAAAAGCAUUAGUCAGCAGUCAGGAGCCAGAAUAGAGCUCCAGAGAAACCCUCCACCUAAUGCAGACCCAAAUAUAAAGAUGUUUACAGUUCGUGGCACACCUCAACAGAUCGACUAUGCCAGGCAGCUGGUCGAGGAGAAGAUUGGAGGUCCCGUUAGCCCUAUGGGAGGCCCUCAUGGUCCUCCUGGGCCACAUGGAGGCCCUUCUCAUGGCCCACCUGGUCCACAGGGACCUCCUGCUCCCAUGGGACCCUACAACCCUGGACCGUAUGGUCAAGGACCUCCUGGACCACAUGGCCCUCCAGCACCAUACCAGCCUCAAGGCUGGGGCAAUGGAUACCCCCAAUGGCAACAAGGACAGCCAGAUCCCAAUAAAGCUGCGGCUGACGCUAACGCUGCCGCUUGGGCAGCCUAUUACUCUCAGUAUCAACAGCAGCCUCAGGGCCCCAUGACGCCCACCACAGCUGCCCCAGGCACAGCCCAAUCCAACGGACAAGGUGACCCGCAAGCUCCAGGUCAAAGUGGACAGGCAGAUUACACCAAGGCCUGGGAGGAAUAUUACAAGAAAUUGGGUCAAGGACAGCCUCAGCAGGACUACACCAAGGCAUGGGAAGAGUACUAUAAGAAACAAGGUCAAGCCGCUCCUCAGGCGGCUGCAACAGCGGCGACAACUCAGCCGGGAGGUCAGCCGGAUUACAGUGCAGCGUGGGCAGAGUACUACAGGCAGCAGGCGGCGUACUACGGCCCGGGAGCCCCUCAGUCUAUGGGAGCUGCACCCCAGGCUCAGCAGGUACACUCCCCCGAAAACUCCCACCGUCUCUCGCCCGUCUUCUUUUGAUAGAUGCGCAUGUCAUUUCCUCUUUGUUUUUGUGCACGUAACGUUUGCUUCCACAGGUUCAGGCAGCUUGCAGCGGAGUCGUCAUGUCAACCCUUAACCAAACUCUUUCCUCCUCAGACAUCUGUUUUCUUUUUUAUUUUUGUAGGGUGUUGCAUAAAUGUUUCUGCUCUUAACAUGUUGUGUAUUUCUUAUGUAUUUCUUCU